UGUAUGCACAUAGCUUAAGCAUAUGCCGGGUCCCUCUGGAAGCUGCAGCUGUAGACCAGCGUGUGUGUGUGUGUGUGUGUGCGCGUGUGUAAGGAGUGUAUCAUCUUGCGUCAUUUUGCAAAUGUGACCGAAAUGUUGCAGGGUGAAAUCCCAUUAGUUUAUUGUCAUCAUGCGGCUGUGCCGACAUGAUUUACGUGAUAUUCUAACAAAAUGAUUAUCUCCGGAGCGCUUCUCAAGGGAAUUUGACCUUGUGAUUUUUCUAUCUUCUAUUCCAAUCCUGUCAUGUAACUAAAUCCAUUGUUUUUCCUCCUUGUGCUGCAUAGGAGCGAGAGUUAAUGCCCCUGGAGUUAGAUGAGUUGCGAGAGGCCUUCAAGGAGUUUGACUAUGAUGCGGAUGGAUUUAUACAUUACAAAGACAUUGCUGACUGCAUGAGGACUAUGGGCUACAUGCCUACGGAGAUGGAACUGAUCGAGAUCAUCCAGCAGAUCAAGAUGAGAUGGGGUGGCCACGUGGACUUUGAUGACUUCUGUGAGUUAAUGGGCCCGAGGAUGCUGGCUGAGACAGCUCACAUGGUUGGGCUCAAGGAGCUCCGCUGCGCCUUCAAACAGUUUGACUGUAAUGGGGAUGGGAAGAUCACGCUUGAAGAGCUGAAGGAUGGGAUGAAGACCCUGCUUGGUGAGAAGCUGAAGAAAGGCGAGCUAGAGGAAAUUCUCGGUGACAUUGACCUAAACAAAGAUGGCAACAUCGACUUUGAUGAGUUCAUGAUGAUGCUCUCUGCUCGGUGAUCUCUGAUGGAGGGUGAGGCCGGCACCACAAUCACUCUGCUCCUCUGAGUUACUUCUUUCUGUCCCGUGACGUUUUGCUUUCAAAAUAAAGAGGCAGUUAGUGCAAUGUGAGUUAUAAAGUACAGUAAUAGUAAAAUAUUCUUGCUGCUUUGUCGUCCCCUUGUGGCAGCAAAGGGUACACGUUCAUGCAAUAAAGAGGGGGAUAAGUCAUUUCAGUCUGUGACAAAUAAGGAUUUUUCUUUUCUCUCUCCCAGGGCUGAAAGGGUAAA
Molecule: messenger RNA, 1054 nt
Organism: Syngnathus typhle (broad-nosed pipefish)
Lineage: Eukaryota; Metazoa; Chordata; Actinopteri; Syngnathiformes; Syngnathidae
Gene: cabp4
Product: calcium binding protein 4
Exons: 5
Coding region: 336-785 (149 amino acids)
Molecular function (GO): calcium ion binding
Source: RefSeq, a predicted model, not a curated record